AUGCUUUUGACGAAAGUUCAGAAAAAUUCUUUACAAUUUGUUUGGCAAGAAUUUGGAAAGGAUUUUACAUUUACUAUUUGUAAUGCUGAAGUUCACAAAAUUUUUCCUAUUCAUUUUUCUUAUCAAAAUCAAACUAAAAAGAAACAAACUUUGAUCUGUAGUCUUAAACGAAAAAGUGAAGAACUUGAGAAAAUUUGUGAUAACGAAGAAAGUUCUAUUAUUCAUAGAAUAAGCUUGGAAGUAAAUGGAAAAAACAUUACUCCAGAAUCUACACAGACUCUUAUGGUAAUACAUGAAGAGAAGAAAGUUGCAUUGUAUAACAUUAACCAUAAUAUCAAAAAGUUAAAAGAUAAAGUUACACAACUUCACAAUGAAAAAUCUAAUUUGAACGAUAAAACUGAUCUAAAUCAAAGAUUUGAGAAAAUAAAAAAGGCAGUACAUGAUAUUUUAAAUGAAAAAAUUUGGGAUCUACAAUCUUAA
Molecule: messenger RNA, 480 nt
Organism: Funneliformis geosporum
Lineage: Eukaryota; Fungi; Glomeromycota; Glomeromycetes; Glomerales; Glomeraceae
Source: the annotation of a GenBank genome assembly